Acanthocheilonema viteae is the source of this 810-nucleotide messenger RNA. The record is from the annotation of a GenBank genome assembly. NCBI's taxonomy places the organism in Eukaryota, Metazoa, Nematoda, Chromadorea, Rhabditida, Onchocercidae.
AUGUUCACGCCUUGUAUUGGAAUUAUCUUCCAAAGAAUUGCCGACAAGAAAGUGACCGGACACAAGCUCUUUCAAAGUUUCAUCCAGGAAAAUAAAGCAUGCUUCUGGAAUUCGAGUCUAGUGGAAGCAAUAAAUUCUACGAAAUAUGUUGGCUACAUUAAGCCAUCAACACUAUUUAUAACUUCAAUGAGCGAGCGACAUAUGCAAAUACUGCGCGAUGCUUGGAUUCGACGGAUUUUGAAACCAGCAAGAGGAUACCGAAUCGAAAGUCUCGGUGAUGUGGAAAAUAUUGGAAUGCAUAAAAUUGAUCAGAUGCAUUUGGUACCGUUGCUAGAUAUUAUUUGUGAUAUGGUAUUCAAAAUGAAUCAAAGUGGCCGUCCAGCAGUUUUGGAUGCUUUGCUGGAUGAGAUUCGUAAAGAAUAUCCAAAAAUAGAACCUCCUUCAGCGAAGACAUUUCGACAAGCCAUUCAAACCCUCCUGAAACAGAAAAUCUUGGAAUAUGACUUGGAACAACUGUAUAUCUGUUUUCCUCCAACAGCACCUUAUCAUUCCAUCAAAAUCCCUCCCAAAUGCACUGUAGAAUGCCAAACUGGACAAAGUAUCAUUAACGGCUACGCACCGUCAAAUUCAUUGAAAAUUAAGAAAGGUUUUUUGGCCAGGUUAUUCACGAAAAAAGAUAACCUACCAGAAACACCGCAACCUGGCCAGAACCCCAAAACUCCCUCAGAUCAAUGGAAGCAUCCCGAGAUGCCAAUUCCCAAUGCUCAAUCAAACACUGCUGGUGAAGCAUCUUCCGCAGCACAAAAGUAA